AUGGUUCGACUGAGCGGAAAGAGCCUCUUCCAUCUCCCUGCCGACUAUGCUGUUGGCUCACUUAUUGUGCCGACUUGCUUCAGGGCAACUGCUCAAUACUUGGCCCAAUAUGGACCUGUUACACGCGGUGUAUUCCGCAUUCCCGGUUCGCUACGCGUUGUCAAUGCAAUCUUUGACUAUUACUGCUACGAAAAGCCCGGAGAAGAAGUCACAAGUACGAUACGUUGCCCUACCCUGCCAUCACAUAUCAAUGCUGGUGCACAAGACGUAGCUUCGGCUUUCAAACGACUGCUAUCUGUACUCCCAGGUGGCAUCCUUGGCUCUCUCACCCUUUUUGAUGCAUUGGUCGCGAUUCACAGUCAGCUUCGUGGGGAGCCAGAACUCAGCAGAACAAAAGAAUCAAAGCUUCGUGCUAGACUCAUUGCCAUGGCCAUUGGGACCAUCAAGUCCCACUUCCGUCGAGAGCUUAUUUGCGCUGUAUUUGGCCUCCUUUCCCUCAUCGGACGUGCUGCUGAGACCGCAGCUCGUGAGGAUGAGCAGGGCCGGCCACUUCCAACGUCAGAUUUGAUGGGAUACGCAGCUUUGGGGAUCGUCUUCGGUCCCCUCCUAGUCGGCAAUUUGCUUGACUCCUAUACCAUGAAGCUCGCAAACCCUUCUUCGGGCUUGCUGCUUUUCCCCCUUACCCCGCCGCGUUUGAAAAGGGAACGACAGCGAAAGAACACUGUCCAAGACAAUACAGACUCCAUGUCUGUUGACAAAAUUCGCGUGGCAAACGACAUUACCGAGAUGCUCACCUCAAAUUGGAGAGAAGUAGUGCGCAACAUGAAGGGCUUGUCGAGUUUCCGGGGGCCAAAUGAGGAUCUGGAGAGCACGAGUCGUCGGAGAUUUCUUCGUUCAUCAAACUCUGACUCUCUGGCCGUCGGAUUGCCAAAAGGCUGGAGGAGCAAGCACUCUUCUCCACGGUCUUCUAUCAACCAACAUAGGUCGAAAUCACCCAUUACCCCGACACCGGCGCCUAGUAAGUAG
Molecule: messenger RNA, 1026 nt
Organism: Colletotrichum acutatum
Lineage: Eukaryota; Fungi; Ascomycota; Sordariomycetes; Glomerellales; Glomerellaceae
Product: RhoGAP domain-containing protein
Exons: 2
Coding region: 1-1026 (341 amino acids)
Biological process (GO): signal transduction
Source: RefSeq, a predicted model, not a curated record